UUCUGCGGCACGAUUGUGCUGAUUUUUAUCCUGGAGUUAGUCGUGGCCGUGCUGGCCUUCUUGUUCCAGGACUGGGUGAGGGACCAGGUCGAGACCUUCUUCAAGAACAACAUCAAGUCGUACCGAGAUGACAUCGACCUGCAGAACCUCAUAGAUUCUUUGCAGAAAAUAAACCAAUGCUGCGGCGCCCAGGACCCCAACGACUGGGACUUGAACAUCUACUUCAACUGCAGCAGCAACAGCAAAAGCCGGGAGCGGUGCGGGGUCCCUUUUUCCUGCUGUAUCCCCGACCCAGCG
Molecule: messenger RNA, 297 nt
Organism: Gekko japonicus
Lineage: Eukaryota; Metazoa; Chordata; Lepidosauria; Squamata; Gekkonidae
Product: tetraspanin-14-like
Exons: 2
Biological process (GO): protein maturation; regulation of vascular endothelial growth factor signaling pathway; protein localization to plasma membrane
Cellular component (GO): membrane
Source: RefSeq, a predicted model, not a curated record